Messenger RNA from Trichoderma atroviride IMI 206040, 1014 nucleotides. RefSeq lists its product as uncharacterized. The record is from RefSeq and is a predicted model, not a curated record. Gene Ontology annotation, molecular function: hydrolase activity. Lineage: Eukaryota; Fungi; Ascomycota; Sordariomycetes; Hypocreales; Hypocreaceae.
AUGUUUCCAAAUCUUUCUCAACUUGCUUCCAUCAUUACUGUCGCUUGCGUCCCAUUCGUCUCAGCCGACACAGCUCCGUUCGCUGACUGGGACCAUGGUCGAGUUCAGUUGAGUAACGUGAGCAUUCAUUUCCGCUACGCAGGAAGUGGACCUCCUUUACUGCUCGUUCACGGAAAUCCGCAACACAGCUAUACAUGGCGUGUUAUGGGCCCUAUUCUCGCUUCUCAUUAUACAAUUAUUGCUCCUGAUAACCGUGGCACUGGAGAUAGCUCUAUUCCAGCAGACAAUGACUACAGUGCUGAAGCCAUGGCUUCCGAUCUCAAAGGUCUUCUUGACUUUCUGCAAGUCAACCAAACCUUGGUGUUUUCUCACGAUAAAGGUGCCGGCGCCGCAUCUGCCCUCGCAGCUCUAUUUCCAGACUCGGUUACAUCGCUCGGUGUAUCUGAAUACCUCCUUCCAGGAUUCGGAUACGAGGAGUACUCUUGUCCCUCUCCUACAUGGGAUCUCUACGCCAACUGGCAGCUAGCUUUCUUUAGCAUUACGGACGCCGCAGAGUUCUUCAUCCGCGGUCGUGAAAAAGACAUGCUUUCUUGGUACUUUUAUCACGCCAGCUACAGUGGUACUGAAGCGGUUCCGGACGAUGUUCUCCAGCGUUAUGCGACUAGCAUCAGCAAGCCAGGUUUCUUGCGCAGUAUGUUGGGUCCUUUCUCUACCGCUUCAACAACAGCAGACCAUGCGCUCUUCACCAAAGUGUUUGCAAACUCGACACUCAAGAUGCCUUUCCUUGCUCUGGGUGGUGAAGCGAGCCUUGCACCGGCGAGUCAAAUUAAACAAGUGUGGGGUAGUCUCAGCGACAAUGGAACUUACGAAGUAGUUCCAAAGGCUGGUCAUUGGAUCGCAGAUGAGAAUCCUGAAUGGGUCGCGCAGCGUCUCGUGGAAUUCUUUGGCAGCACGGCAGCUACCAUGAAGCCGGCAAAUCUCACAUGGCUAAACAAUAAGGUAACUCUUGUUUAA